Molecule: messenger RNA, 388 nt
Organism: Cuscuta europaea
Lineage: Eukaryota; Viridiplantae; Streptophyta; Magnoliopsida; Solanales; Convolvulaceae
Source: the annotation of a GenBank genome assembly
CGAGGCGGCCGUGAAGAAGAAGAGGAAUGAUAAGGGGGUGGAGCCCCCCACCAAGAAGCAGAAAGCCGCUGGGGGCACUGUCGAGGGGGCGGCCCCCCUCAUAGUUAUUGAUGACACGCCCGCCGCUGAUGGGCCCCUGGCCUCGGUCACCCCGAGGGCUCUGGUGAAUCCAUCCCCGGAGGAAUUACCCCGGGAGGUCCGUCAGCUCUCCUUUGCCCCCGACGCUUCACUGAUGCACGGCACUGCCGAGCCGAGGGCCUUCCUGCGGGGCAUCACCUCGAAGAUGGACAGGGAAGUCUUCGAGACCUACGACGAUGAUGCCCUUCGAGAACAGGAUCCUCCGGUCCUCUCUCACUGCCUGCAUAGCCCUCGGGGAACAGGCCCGGAG